AAUAAGUGGUGGUCUUUUAAACAAGGUGAUUUGUUAAAGCUAAACAUUAUUUUACUGUGUGCAGACUUAAACGCUGCAUUCAUGUUAGUUUACAAUGUUGGUCAAAGCAACUAAUCGGUAGUCAUUUUUGAACAAUACUGUGUAAUGUAAUUUUAUAUCAGAAAAGCAAAAUGAUGUCAUUAAUAACUGAGUGAAGAAACAAGCAGAAGAAUUUCACUUUUAUUCAUUGGAUAACUACAUGCAUAUACAGGCAUAAAGAAUAUAUUUAAGGGUUGAUUACAUCUAUUUUGUGAUAUUUUUUUUACUGAAAAAUUGAUUUAACAACUUGUAUACACAUACGUCUACCUACGUGCGUUUUGCAUAUACAUUGAAAGAUGGAAGUUUGUAAAAGUGAAACAGCCUUUUCAAUACCCAGCCUCACAGCUAAUACUUCGUCCGCUUCGACUGCUGGAGAUAAUGCAGGAGCUAGUAGUGAUGGUGAUUCGAUUCCGAUUAACAUAUCUGGUAACAAUCAUAAUGACAAUAGUGUUAAUCAUUCGAAUGGGGGAAACACUUUACUGAAUUUAAGUAAAACCAUUUCCAAGCAUGACAGUGAUUCAGAUUUAAGAUCAGUUAAAAUGUAUAUGAAUAAAUCUUCAGAUAGUCUGUCUAACCAAUCACCAAUAUCGUUACACUUGCAAAGCUCAGGUUUAACACGUGAUCAUUUAGUGAGCUCAUCAAAUCAUGUUCUACAGCAGCCACAGCAUCACCAUCAUCAUCAUCAUCUUAACACACAACUUCAAAGAAGUCCUCCACCAAUGAAUGUCACUGGUCUUCCUCUUUCCUCUGUUGCUACCGCAGUUCCCAACGGAUCAUUUUACUGUAACUCAAUGAAUACAAAUACUAAUCACCAAAUAAGAUCAGGUAAACGACCGGCACCUACAACACCCAAACGACUAUCAACGAAUUCUACGGAUUUCCACUUUGAUGAUGAUUGUGGUAGUAAUUCCGGUUCAGAUAUGGACGCUCAAGAGAACUCAAGCUCAACAGAUGUUGAAGGUGUGUGGUCAAUGGAUAUAGAACAGUGUUUCCAAGAAGCUUUAGCAAUAUACCCACCAUGUGGACGUAGGAAAAUUAUUCUAUCAGAAGAAGGAAAGAUGUAUGGACGAAAUGAAUUAAUAGCCCGUUACAUUUAUCAACAUACUGGGAAAAUCAGAAGUCGAAAACAAGUUUCAAGCCAUAUUCAAGUCUUAGCUCGUCGGAAAUCUAAGGAACUGCAGGCUCAGAUUAAAGAUCCUGAUACAAAACAACGAGCUAUUAUGCAUCUGUCUAUGCUUAGUUCUGCACAGAUUGUCUCCGCUGGUGUACUUGGUUCUAAAAGUUUAUCAUCCGUGUCAUCAGCUAGCGGUUUGCCAACAAUAGCAGCUACAAUUCAUUCUGCAAAUGAAGACAACAGUAUCGAUAAUAAACACUCUGGAAACAUGACAAAUGGGCGAAAUGACAUGAUCAGUCUACCUGCUGAAGCUGCUGCAUCUGAAAGGACUCUUCAUGUUAAUAACCUGAUACAUCCCAGCAACAGGGAGUCACAAAAUAAAACAAAUGGUUUACAUUCUGAAAAUAUACAUAAAUAUUCCUCUCCGACAGAUACUAAUAAUCACAACAUUAGCAGCGGUGUUAAUAGUGUUAAUGCUAAUUCAGCUAAGGGAAAAGACCAAGAAAACUCUUCAUAUUCCACAUCUGUACACGAUGAGAAAACAACCCAUUAUAAUCAUAUCAACCUAAAUCCUACAAGUCAGUCUGCAUUGGCUCAUCUUCUACCAAUAAGCUCAUCUUUUUCACCAUAUUCAUUUGAUGUUAGACAACAAGCAGCCAUGAUGAAUAAUAAUGGUUCAUCCUUAUCUUACCCAUAUGAAGCUAUUCUAGCUUUUAGAUCCCAGCAAAAACAGCCAGCCUUAUCUAACAGAAACGUGGAAACAUUACAAUUACACGACAAACUACUUGGGACAGCUGUUAGUAAACAACAGCAAAAGCAGCAAGUUCAGCCACAACAGUUGAACUUCCCAUUAGUAUUAGAUAAUCUCAUGACGGUUGCGUCAAAUGAUCAUCAAAACCAAUCACCUUCACCAUCAACUUCAUCUGCUGUUAAUGAUAAUUACUCCUAUUCCACAUCAAUAGCGGCAAACCCAUCUGUCUUAUUAUCGAAUUUGCAAUCUGAUGGACUAGUACUGGUAAGAACAUCAAUUGGCCAGUUGAUGUACUGUCCAUCUAGCUAUUAUAACAGCCAUAAUCAUUCUAAUCAAAUGAACGGCACCACUAAUAAUAUUGAUUCAUCGAUAACUUCUUCAAACUGUUCAUCAAUAUCUUCUUUAUCCUCAGCGCCAAGUUUUUCGUCAACUCUUUCAAUGCCAAAUCCACUAUGUUCUUCAUUAACAGCUGCAACACCAGCAUCAGCAGCUGUUGCAAUGGCAGCUGCACAUGUUGCUGCAGUUGCCGCUUAUGGGCAACAGUGUUCAUCAGCAUCAUCUGCUUCAUGGCCGAAAAACUCUAUGCUAUCACCAAAACAUCCGGCGGGUUUAUCAGUUACAUCAAAUACAGAUUUAUUAUCUUCAGCAGUUGCCUGUAAACAAACUUCAACUUUGUCUGAACAUUCGAAUUCCAGUCACCCCUUACACAACCACCAUAACGGUGGUUUAAUUGCACACUCCGUCAUUGAUAUGAAUAAUCAGACAAGUGAAGGAGCUAUGAAUUUACUACGGGAAAUUUCCUAUUCAUCAUUAAAUUUUUUAUCGAAUCCUUCAAAGCAUAGAAAUGAUUCCGUUUCAGACUCACCGAAAUAUCCCAGGAAAAUGAUGAUAGAGAAUAUAGGAAAAGAUUUAUCAGUAACGGGUACAGAUGCUUCCAGUACUGUUAUGUUUAACGAAGCAGCAUCAGAAGAUUUAAGAGAUAUCAAUAUGCCAGCAUGGAUGGGGAGAUCGAUUACAGCGCCGAAGAUGAGAUUAAUCGAAUUAAAUGCCUUUAUGAUAAGUUCAAGCUAUAAAUCUCAAAUGAAUUUAACUCCUACGCAUGAAUUCCAUCUAAAUAAUAAUUCCACUACAAUGACAAAUCAGCACAAUUUUGUACAUAUUGGGCCUAUUUUAAAUGAUCACCUGUAUUCCGAUUCAAAUUUGGAACAAGUGGAUGCAAGUCAAAUAUGGGAUAAAUUUCCUGAGGACAGCUUAAAGGAACUAAUGGAACAUGGCCCUACGAACGCCUUCUUCCUAGUUAAAUUCUGGGCUGAUGUGAACGUUGUGGUUGAACCAGACGCUACAUUUGCUGUCUCUGCCAUUUUCGAGGGCACAGAAGAUGUUCCAAUCAAUUUAUCUACAAAAGUCUGCUCAUUUGGUAAAGAAGUACUGGAAAAAAUCGAGGAUGAACAACCAAGAGCUGAAAAUGGACGCUUUGUAUACCGGUUUUUGCGCAGUCCAAUGUGCGACUAUAUGAAGAAAUUUAUAGGCAAACUUCUUCAGUUACCUCAACGUGAAUUAAUGAAUUCUGUCCUCGAGAACUUUACAAUCCUUCAUGUUCUUACAAACAAGUUGACUGAUGAAGUUUUAUUGUGCAUCGCAUAUGUUUUGGAAGUUGCUCAAGAAGGAUGCAGAGCACAGCAUCACAUCUAUCGGCUGACAAGAUAUGGAUGAUGACUUCAAAAUGCUAAGAAACAAGUCAAAGUAAUAAAUGGACUUUCAAACUAUAUUAUUUAUUCUCACAAUUUAACAAAUUACAACUUGUAGCAGGGAAGUGAUAGAUUUAGACCGGUUCACCUGAGUCACGUGCUGGAACAAAGAUUAUUUCAUUUGCUUGCUCGUUUUUACACUACCUAAAGAUACAUUUUAUUUGUUUCUCUCUACUUUUGUGUGUACACAUUUUUCUUUCUUAAGAUUUUGGUUGUAUAACUCAGCUGCUUUCUCUGACUACCCAUCUCUCUCGAUUCACUUAUAUGUAUAUAAUAUUAUAUAUAUAUAUAUAUAAACGCAUAAAAGCCUUUAUGGUUCUUUGUUAUAGACAAGAAGUUAUAUUACUUCUCGUAAAAUACUUUUUCGACUAAAAUCUACCUUUUAUUGCAUGAUAACUAUUUUCCAUCUUAUCACCAGUAGGUGAAUCUUACUUUAUUUAUGACCACUAUUCUUGAUAUGUGACAAAAUCCAAUUUCUGACAUUCUGCACAAAAAUUAUUCUGUCGUUUCCUGUUUUCUCUAUUCAUCCGGUGAUGUUGGUUAGAGUUUUGAUUUACCUGUACAUGCCAUAGUCUUUUGAGGAAAGUGCACAUGCGUGCUUACGUAGAUUUAUGAGUGUAAAUGUGUGUAUGCUUGUUAAGGCUUGUAAGGCAUUAUGUCCAAGUUAUUUUUCACCUAUUGAUGCUUUCACUCCUUUUUAAACAGACAUUAGCACUUUUUUAAAAUUUAUUUGUAUUACAGAUCAGUGAUUAUUUAACAUGGGUGACAAAAAUAAAGUAAUAGCAAUGAUCACUUGCUAACUUAAUAUGUAACACGAAGAUAAACUUGUAAUUUUGUUAAAUCUUAGCUAUUCUUCCCGUUUUUCCUUCCUACAAUAACUUAACACAUCGAAACUUGGAGUAUCUACACCUGUUUGCAAGACUAUAGAAAAAUUUGAUUCUAAGAUUCUAUUUCUAUUAAUCUGUCUCUAUUUACAGUUUUCUCUUUUAAGUAUUGUAUUUCAACAAUAGAAAUCUACCCGUUGUGUUGCCUUACCUUACCUUCUGUUUGUGUUUAUGCAAGUGUAGUAUACCUGUGAAAAUAUUCUCUAACAAUGAAAUAAUAAGUGUAACAGUUUCACGAUAGAAUUCUCAUCCUCACGACUACUAUUAUUAAAUUUUGUCCCGACAAGAAUUACCCAGUUUCUCAGAAGAUAUGUUUCUCCAACUGAUUCCUGUCUGUGUCUAUGAAUUUUGCAUAUUUCCAAGACAUUAAUGUUACGCCUACUGAUCGCACUGAUUAUUAUCAUGCUACUUCUUUUUUCAAACACUUUUGAACAGAAUUGUUAAAGUUUUGUUUAUUUCCUAGACCAAAAGUUCUUUAUAAAGGUUGAUUGGCUGCUUACGUAGUAUGUAUUAGUAUAUUUUUUCAAGAAGAAAUUUGACAUUUUUCACAGUCUUUCCGUCGAGUUCUACUUCAUUGUUCUUUCUACUUCAUCUACUCCAAGCGUCUGUGAAGUGCACAUAUUCUUCAGUCUUAAUUAAUUUUUACACCAUGACACAAACUAUGAAACUAGCAUAUCAAAAUGUUAUAUUUUUCCUCUCGUCCACCUUUCUGCUUAUACCUUAGGAGACUAGAAUGAAAUAAUUAGCAGACAGUCAUCCGUAUGAAUUCGAACAGCAGCAAGAAGCCUUUGAAAACAGUUUGCUUGUCUACACUAUUAUUAUUACCAUCAGCUUGCAUUAGUUCUUCAAUUCUUUUAAAUUUUUCUUUUUAUAUUUCCUAAAUAACGUAACAAUUACUAAAAAGCUUAUGUAUAUCUAUAUGUGUAUAAAAGAGCUUUGUAAUUGUUUACAGAAUUCCAUUCUGUAAAUUCCAUUCUUAUUAUCGAAAAUACUAUAUUUCUUUGUUUUUAUUAAUAUCUAGUAUUCACACACUGCAAAAUCUAAUCUAAUUAACUCUUACACUAGUGGUCAUUUUAUUGUUUACACGGGUGAAUAUAUAUAUAUAUAUACUGCUUAAUGUACAUAACUUUUAUCUUCAUUUUAAGAAAUAAUUAACAGAAAAGGGCUUCUUUCUUUGAAUGUCCCUUUUUAUUUUUUCUUCUGUCAAACUCAAGAUGAAUUUUAACUGAGAUCACUGUAAGAAUGCAAUACAACAACAGCAGUAACAAUAACAAGAACAUAAGUAUGGGAAAUGCAUUGUUGCAAAGAAAACUAAAAUGAAUGAGAUUUUGACUCUAAAUAUAUAUAUAUGUCAAGUAUGUUUUUAUGAAGUCUUGAAAUUAAAAUAUAACUUUUGUGUUAAA
This is a messenger RNA of Trichobilharzia szidati, 5978 nucleotides long. NCBI's taxonomy places the organism in Eukaryota, Metazoa, Platyhelminthes, Trematoda, Strigeidida, Schistosomatidae. The record is from the annotation of a GenBank genome assembly.